This is a messenger RNA of Parastagonospora nodorum SN15, 1626 nucleotides long. RefSeq lists its product as hypothetical. NCBI's taxonomy places the organism in Eukaryota, Fungi, Ascomycota, Dothideomycetes, Pleosporales, Phaeosphaeriaceae. The record is from RefSeq and is a predicted model, not a curated record. Gene Ontology annotation, molecular function: iron ion binding; heme binding; monooxygenase activity. The transcript has 3 exons. The coding region runs from base 1 to 1626 and encodes 541 amino acids.
AUGGCCGACAUACACCCAUUGAAACGCAACUUGUUCCUUGGACAUUUGGGUUACAUUGCAGACGAAUACAAGAAAGCCGGAAGCUCUGCUGUACAUCCAGAUUAUAUUCUCGAGAACAUCUGGAAGGCCCAUGGAUCGCCAGACUACAUGUUCUUCGACACUCGACCAGCACAAUGGCCAUUGGUUUUGAUUACAUCUCAUGCAUUUGCCGAGCAGAUUUCGAAAGCUACAAAAGAUCAACCAUACAGCACGACCAAAUCUCCAACCAUCCAAGCGGGCCUCGGGCGUCUAGUAGGUCGGUAUUCAAUGCUCAGCGAAGAAGCAGAGUCAUGGAAGAGCCUUCGCAGACGAUUCAACCCAGCUUUCGCACCUCAGCAUCUCAUGACACUGCUUCCCGUCGUUCUCGACAAGACGUACACUUUCAUGGAGAAGCUAGACGCCCUGGCUAAAUCCGGAAAGCCCACCGAGUUGGAGCCGUACUGCACGAACGUGACCUUUGACAUCAUCGGGCAGAUCGUCACGGAUAUCGACUGCAAGGCUCAGGAUGAAUCAAUCCAGGGCGACGAAAUCGUCAAGAACUUUCGCCUUUUGGGCGCGACCUGGUCAGAAGACACCGGCUUAGCCAUGUUCAAGUGGCUCAACGCCAGCAAGCACUUCAAGAGAUAUCUCUACAGCACGCGCCUAGACGUCGCCAUCAAGAAAUGCAUCCAAGCGAAAUUCGACGCCAUGCAAGCCGACAAGAGCCAUUCCAAAGACCGCUCCGUGCUCGCGCUCUCGCUCAAAGACACCGAAACACUAACGCCCUUCAUCAUGCAAAACAUCGCCGACCAAGUAAAAACCUUCCUCUUCGCAGGUCACGACACAACCUCCAUCCUCCUCCAACGCCUCUUCUACACCCUCUCCAUCCACCCCUCCUGCCUCGCCAAAAUCCGCGCCGAACACGACUCCAUCUUCGGCGACUCUGACCCGCGCGAUGUCUUCCAAGCCCGCCCGGACGACACGAUGAAAGCCCUCGUCUACACGUCCGCUUGCAUCAAGGAAGCCCUGCGCCUCUGGCCGCCCGCCGGGUCGGCGCGCAUGUCGCACAACGGACUCAAGCUGCGCACCUCGGAUGGCGAGGAAGUGUGUCUGGACGACUGCGUGCUGUACAUGUGCCAGCACUUGAUCCAGCGUGAUCGCAAGGUCUACGGCGACACGGCGGACGACUUCGUGCCUGAGCGCUGGGUCGAUGACAUUGAUACUAGCAGCGCGAGUGUCGAUGCAGACGGCUCGGCAACGGGAUCAAGCAAGAUCCCGAUCAGUGCGUGGAGGCCUUUCGAACGCGGGCCACGAAACUGCAUUGGUCAGGAACUGGCGAAUAUCGAGGUUAGGGUUAUUCUGGCGUGUACGCUGCGGCGGUAUGAUUUUGUCAAGGUGGGGAGAGGAGAGAUUGAGAGGGACGAGAAGGAUAGGCCGAUUGUGGAUGAGAAGGGGAAGUAUAGGACCAAGUCGGAGUUGAUCAGCGUAAGUUUUGUGACUGUUGAAGGGUUUGCACAUGGGCUAAUUUGUGGUAGACGAUGGCGAUUACGUCGAAGCCGAUUGAUAAGACGGUCAUGCGGGUUGAGUUUGCCAAAGCUGUUUGAUUGA